AUGAGCCGGACGAACCCUGUGGUCCCCGCCACGAGCGGCACCCGGCCCGACGACGCCGACAGCCCGUCGCACCACUCAUCUCACGCGAUGAACGGCAGCGAAAGGAAAAGCACGGGGGAGGAUGCGGUGCCGGAGAAGUUGAUGCCCGCGCCUAACGAGCCGCCGGCCUCCAACACCAUUCUCGCGAAGUUGAAACGGUGCGUGAUUGUCGUUAUUCCUCCGGGCGGUAUCCUUGCGAGCGCCUUCAACCUUGCGUCGUCGUCGAUUGGCGCUGGCAUCCUCGGUCUGCCCCUGGCAACGAACAGCAGUGGGCUUGUGAUGGCCCUCGUGUACCUCGCGGUCAUCACGUCCCUGACCAUCUACUCGAUGUAUGCUCUUGGCUUGGCAGCGCAGCGAUCGCAGAUCCGCACCUUUGAGGGUGUUGCGUUGACGCUGCUGGGCCGCGGAUUUGCCUUUUUUGCGGCGGGUGUGCGCAUAUUUCACGGAUUUAGCGGCUGUGUCGCGUACGUGAUCAGUGUCGGCGAUAUCUUCAGGAACAUCAUAAGCAGCAGCGACAGCGCACCGCAGUUUCUGAGGGAAUCCACCGGCAAUCGCCUGCUGACGGCCCUGGUGUGGCUCUGCGCGAUGAUGCCACUGGUGAUCCCGAAGCACGUUGAUUCGCUCCGCUACUUUUCCACCUUUGCCGUCUCCUUCAUGAUUUACUUUGUCGUGGUCAUUGUUGUGCACUCGUGUACGCACGGCCUGCCGGACAACAUCCACAAAAUCAGCGUGAGCAAGGACGAUGACGCUCCCGUGGUGCUCUUCAAUAGCGGCAACAAGGCGAUUGAGGGGCUUGGCGUCUUUAUGUUUGCAUACGUUUGUCAAAUCAACUCAUACGAGGUGUACUGGGACAUGACGGACCGCACGCUCACCAGGUUCACUCUUGCCUCCGGGCUGGGCAUGACGCUGUGCUUCCUGCUGUACGCCAUGGUGUCCUUCUUUGGCUACAUGGACUUUGGCAGGAAGGUGGACGGCUCCAUCCUGCUUAUGUACGAUCCACUCCAAGAGCCCGAGGUGAUGGUGGCUUACGUUGGCGUUCUCUCCAAGCUGUGUGCCUCCUACUCGCUGCUCUUCAUGGCCUGCCGCAAUGCCAUUUACCACAUUAUUGGGUGGGAUGCGGAUGAGUUGCCCUACUGGAAGCACUGCAUUGCCGUGACCAUUCUUUCGACCAUUGUUCUAUUUUGCGGCCUGUUCAUCCCGAAGAUCCAAACUGUGUUGGGCUUUGCCGGCUCCAUCACGGGCGGCUCUCUCGGCUUUCUUCUUCCGGCGCUGUUUGCGAUGUACUCGGGGGAUUGGACGUGGAGGAAGGUGGGAUGCGUCCACUACGUGUGCACGUACAUAUUGCUGCUGGCGGGUGUCAUUGGCGUCGUGUUCGGUACUGGUGCGACGAUUUGGGCCACCGCUUGCGGCUAG
Trypanosoma cruzi is the source of this 1452-nucleotide messenger RNA. RefSeq names its product amino acid transporter, putative. Gene Ontology annotation, biological process: amino acid transmembrane transport. The coding region runs from base 1 to 1452 and encodes 483 amino acids. Gene Ontology annotation, molecular function: amino acid transmembrane transporter activity. The record is from RefSeq and is a predicted model, not a curated record. Lineage: Eukaryota; Euglenozoa; Kinetoplastea; Trypanosomatida; Trypanosomatidae. The transcript has a single exon.